Oreochromis aureus is the source of this 1406-nucleotide messenger RNA. RefSeq names its product transcription factor 24. NCBI's taxonomy places the organism in Eukaryota, Metazoa, Chordata, Actinopteri, Cichliformes, Cichlidae. The coding region runs from base 431 to 967 and encodes 178 amino acids. Gene Ontology annotation, biological process: regulation of transcription by RNA polymerase II; developmental process. The record is from RefSeq and is a predicted model, not a curated record. Gene Ontology annotation, molecular function: RNA polymerase II transcription regulatory region sequence-specific DNA binding; protein dimerization activity; DNA-binding transcription factor activity, RNA polymerase II-specific. The transcript has 2 exons.
CAUGCCGGGAAAGACUUGGUUUGGAAAUCUUCCGAGCAUAAAUUUAUGUCAGUGCAACUAGACAGCUGUCAGUUAUUUGGAUUAGGUUUGUUUUUGUUGUUUUGUUUUUCUUUGAUGCUGAAAGAUUUUUAGACUUAAACUGUGUUUCCUGUUUUAUUUGCAGCAUCAUACAGUUUGACUUUUAAUCACAGAACUUAACUUAUGGAUAUAUAUAAAUGCAAAAGGCAGCAACUUGAAUAGUGUAGAUAAGAAUGAAUGUUUAAGUUCAAAUUAGAAGAUUUGCUACAGAACAGCGGACUCCAAUAAAUAUUCAAAUUUGUCUGUAAAAUGGCUGAAAGUUACAGCUAGAGUUCAAAUAAAAUGUGCAACUAUAGUGGGCAGGUAUAGGCUAACCUAAAACCUCUUCAUCCAGGUCAGUAAGUGCACCCCCAUGGUUGGAAGACAGGCGCUCCGAAUGGACAGCGGUAAUUGCUCCGGAGCAGUGGUGGAUGACAGUCCAGGAUCCAGCCCGAGCUCCAGCCCGAGUCCAGACGGUCGUCGGCGGGAGCUCCACCGGGCCAGAGUGCUCCAGAGCGGCGGGAUCGGCGGCAGAGGACGCCCGGCAGCAGCGAAUGCGGCGAGGGAGAGGAGCCGGGUACAAACGCUGAGGAACGCCUUCCUGGAACUUCAAAGGACUUUGCCCUCAGUGCCGCCGGACACCAAGCUGUCCAAACUCGACGUGCUGAUACUGGCCACCACCUAUAUUGCCCAUCUGACUCGAACUCUGCAGGAAGAAGGCACAGAGGAAGGAGAGGGCACGAAACGAACAGAGGCGUUACACUCACUGAAAGGCGAAGGCUACCUGCACCCGGUGAAGAAAUGGCCAAUGCGAUCCAGGCUGUACGUUGGAGCAACCGGGCAAUUCCUAAACACUUCAAGUCCUUCAGAGUCAGAGGAUCAAGGCCCAUCGUCGUCCACCUCCCAGUAAAAUAGGCUUAAUUCAUUUGUACCGAACAGCUUCGUUUUGUGCAUGAGUUCAUGCUUUACUUCGGAAGCAGCACAUGAUUGUAGAACAGCUCCCACUAAAGCACCGCAAAUUAGGAAGACCUUGUAAAUUAAUAUAUUACGUGAAUUUUAUUGUAUAAAUUUUGAGAAAGCAUACAUUAUAUUUCUGUGUGUUAUUUCGACUAAUCCUGCCUGCAUUGUGCAGCUCCACACACGUCCCAGGUAUAUUUACAGAGACUCCUCGGGGCAACGAGCCCGUCAUGCUUGAGUGUGCACUUUCAGCUGAGACAUUUGCACUAAAUGCAUGUGUGAAUAACUUAACAUCUGUCAUGUGAAGUGGUCUGUCAGGGAGCCCACAAUGCAGGCUCCACGUCUCAUGUUCCUCCUUAUUUUUUACAUGCAUGGGUGUAAAUGUGUUUGUG